Messenger RNA from Spirodela intermedia, 156 nucleotides. The record is from the annotation of a GenBank genome assembly. NCBI's taxonomy places the organism in Eukaryota, Viridiplantae, Streptophyta, Magnoliopsida, Alismatales, Araceae.
AUGGCGAGAAUCAAGCCUCAGGCACUGUUAAUCCAGAGCAAAAAAAAGAAGGGUCCAGCCCGGAUUAGUUUGAGAAGUAUCAUUACGGUGGUCUUACUUAUCAUUGCUGUUUCAUUCUCUCUCUAUGCAAGUUACAAGUACUGGAAAAGAGGGUGA